CCCAGUGGCAAGGACGCGCUGCGCUGCAUUCGCACGCGCCGUACCGAACCGCCACACUAGCGUCCCGUUCUGUGGCUGCUCAGAUCCGAUCUUCGCCUCGAGGUAUGCUCGCUUCUGCCGCACUUCGCCCUUCUCUCAAAAGCGUCCAGCAGACCCUGACGCCAGCCGCCCCGCCUCCCACCUCGUACGCGCACGAACAGUCCUCUAUUCGCCAUGACGUCCCAAGUCAAUGAUGGCUCGCUCGAUGGGAACAUGGCGAUCACUGACCCUCUCGCGCUGCACAUGUUCCCCCUCGACUGGAUGCCCGAGCCGGAGCCGGAGGUCGAAGUGGAGGUCGCCGAGCCGCCGCCCAAGCGCGCUAAACGCCGCCAGGUCAAGAACGCGUGCACCAACUGCCAGAGGGCGUGCAAGAAGUGCGACGAGGCCCGCCCCUGCCUGCGCUGCGUGCGCUACGGCCUCUCCGAGCUGUGCGUCGACUCGCAGCGCAAGGAGCGGAAGAAGGGCGCGAGGCGAGGUCCUUACAGGAAGCGUGAUGUAAACAAUUCAGCCUGCGACACGGGCCCGGCAGCGACGCCGGAGCCAGUGAGCCAGGAACCCCCGCCGCCCAGGCCGACGGCCCCCAUCCCCACUCCCCCAUUCGCGCCGGCGGGAUCGUACUCGCCCGAGUACGAUCAGUACACGCAGCCGCGCCCCCAGUCCCCCGAGCAGCUGGUCGAGGAGCCCCCCAGCCGCGUCCAGAUCGAGAGCCCCAUCCCUGUCAACCUCGGACAGGUGGUGCCCUGCCUGGAGGCUUGGGGGUACUACUCCCAGCCAGCUCACCACAACCACCAUGCCCCUUUCAAGGGGCAUGGUUACAUGCAAGGUCCAGUCCCUUCCCACAUGAACUACUAACAAUUUCCCUGUCUUACUGUACUGGUAUGUAUACUGGCAACAGGCUGCUUGCUGGC
This is a messenger RNA of Schizophyllum commune H4-8, 947 nucleotides long. RefSeq lists its product as uncharacterized. The transcript is spliced from 3 exons. Lineage: Eukaryota; Fungi; Basidiomycota; Agaricomycetes; Agaricales; Schizophyllaceae. Bases 214 to 891 code for a protein of 225 amino acids. Gene Ontology annotation, biological process: regulation of DNA-templated transcription. The record is from RefSeq and is a predicted model, not a curated record. Gene Ontology annotation, molecular function: DNA-binding transcription factor activity, RNA polymerase II-specific; zinc ion binding.